Colletotrichum scovillei is the source of this 810-nucleotide messenger RNA. RefSeq lists its product as uncharacterized. The coding region runs from base 1 to 810 and encodes 269 amino acids. The record is from RefSeq and is a predicted model, not a curated record. Lineage: Eukaryota; Fungi; Ascomycota; Sordariomycetes; Glomerellales; Glomerellaceae. The transcript has 4 exons.
AUGGGUCUAGUUGGUGCCACAGCGACUGCGAUGGGUCUGAUCAUUGCCCUGACCUGUCGACCUCUCUAUCUCAUGUGGCAAAUUCGCCCAGAUCCAGGAGAGAAUUGUGUGCCACAAAAUAAAAUUUACUUUUACAGCAUCUUCGUGAUGAACGUCACCACAGAUCUUUGCAUAAUUGCCAUUCCUAUACCCGUGAUAAGUCUCGUUAGAGCCUCGAUUUGGCGCAGAAUUGGAGUGUAUUUUCUUUUCAGCUUGGGAAUUUUUAUCAUGAUUGCUGCGACAAUCCGUGUGGUUCUCAUUUUUCACCCUACAGGUGGCUUUGGCCCAGGGGCAAUGUGGUCAAUUCGUGAGGACUUCAUUGCCAUUUUCGUUGGGCAGGCCCCCAUGGUGGUGCCUCUUUUCAAACGCAGAGUAUGGGCUCAAUUCUACCACAAGUACAAGUUCACACCGAAAUCAAGUCAGGGCUCGGAUGGUAUAGAGUUGAGUGAUGGGAUUUCCAGCAACCACAAUAACGACAAGAAGAAGCCGAAAGAUCCAUACAGUCUUACACAGCUAGGGUUUACUCAUGUUACAAAUGCAACCCUUGGAACACGAAAUGAAGCAACCUUAGUUGCUAAGGAUAGCUCAGAACCUCCAGCGGUUGCGGUGGAGGAAGUUUACAUAUUAGCUCCCAUCAGAGACUUCGGGCCAGACCUAGGAGCCAUUGAAUUUGUCUCGAGAGCAGAUCGGCACAGUCUCGAGAUUACCGCUAUGUCCGAUCUUCCCAGGGACGAGACAAUAAAAUUGGUCAGCAAGAGAGAAGAGUUGUAA